UUUAGAGAAAACUCCUUUGAGAAAUAUCCCGAAACCAAACUGGCCCUAAGCAGGUUUAGACAGGAUAAUAACAAGAUAGUUACCAUUUCUUUAUCUGCACAAGGUAUUAUUAUUUAUUCUCUCUAAUUGUACAGUAAAUCAUUAAAUCAUAGUCUGAUUGUGUGUUUUUCAUGUGCCUGGAUGUGGAACCUGAAUUUCUCAACUGCAUAAACUGAAUUCCUCAUUGCUAGUUGGGAGAUAAAGUUGCAUAUAAUGAAGCAAAACAUGUUGUAAAGAUUGUUCGGUUUAUCGAGCAAAUAUGAUUUCGGUCCUGCUUCAUGGCCCGGUAUUCUCCGUUUCGGAAGUAUCUUACAUUUCUUUUAGCUGUAAAGAAAUGUAAGCUAACCUUCCAAAGGUGCAUCCCAUGCUUUGAGGUAUUAUAUUCUUCUGCAAUAAUCAUCUAUCAUGUUCUUUUUCUAACAAAACUUCUCUGAGAAAUACCCCCAAACCAAACUGGCCGUAAGCAGGUCUAGGCAGAAAAAUAACAAGAUAGCUGCAAUUUCUUUAUCUGCACAAGGUAUUGUUAUUUAUUCUCUCUAACUGUACAGUAAAUCAUAGUGUAACCCUGUGUUUUUCACGUGCCUGAAUGUGGAACCUGGAUUUCUGAAUCGCAUAAACUGAAUUCAGCUUUGCUAGUUGGGAAAUAAAGUUACAUAUGCAGCAAUACAUGUUGUAAAGUUGUCCAGUUUAUCGAACAAAUAAGAUUUUGGCCCUGCUUCAUAGCCUGGUAUUCUCCAUUUCGGAAGUAUCUAACAUUUCUUAUAGCUGUAAGCAAAUGUAAGUUAACCUUCCAAAUGUGCAUGCCCAUGCUUUGAGUUCUUAUCUUCUAUUCUUCUGCAAAAAUCAUCUACCAUGUUAGCAUCAGAGCAAGAUGCAGUUCUUUCUUUUUUUCACUAUCCGGAAUAUCUAUACCGUGUAAACAUGCAGUUCAUGUUUUCGCACAGUACACGGACUCAACUUCCCAUGCGGUAUGGGCUAUCCGGUGCUAUGUGCAUGGCCAUCACACCAACCUUGCCUGUAUUUUGCUUUUGCCACAAGUUUGACUGCCCAAUAACCAAUUGAUCCCAAGGUAGAUACAUUUUCAGCGAUCAUGCAAAGAUAACCUCCGCUGAACAUGGAGCCAUCCCUCUUUCUGUUGCCACUCUGUGCUCCUAAUUACUUCUGAUUUCCGUAGACAGCACCAUUUUAUUUUUGCAUGACCAGCAGUUAACAGAGCUUCACAACUCCUCUUCCAUGGCAUCAACCAUGCCGUUCUCCGCUGGCCUUGUUUCCCUUGGGUUUCCGCCGCCGCAGCACCACAGCUGCAGGCUCCAGCGAUAUCAACGACCGUGCACUCUCAUUUCAUCAGGCAAUUGAUCAAAUCAUAUCUGAGUUAAAGCUAUGGCUGGAGUGAGCAUGGAUGGCUUGGCACGGCCUCAAGCCCCGGUUGCAGUGGUCACCGGAGCAUCGAGGGGGAUUGGGCGAGCGAUAGCUGUGGCUCUUGGCAAAGCAGGGUGCAAGGUAGUUGUGAACUAUGCCAAGUCAGGCAUGGAAGCUGAAGAAGUGUGCAGAGAGAUCAUGGAGUCCGGUGGCACUGCCAUCUCCUUUUCAGCCGAUGUCUCCAUUGAAGCCGAGGUUGAAACCAUGAUGAGAGCGGCAAUUGAUACUUGGGGAACGCUGGACGUCCUGGUGAACAAUGCAGGGAUCACGCGAGAUGCUCUGCUAAUGCGGAUGAAGAAGGCGCAGUGGCAGGAAGUAGUGGACGUAAACCUUACCGGUGUUUACCUCUGUGCCCAGGCUGCGGCGGCAGUGAUGAUGAAGAGGAAGAAGGGAAGAAUCAUCAACAUCGCCUCAGUUGCCGGGAUGAUCGGCAACAUUGGCCAGGCCAACUACUGCGCCGCAAAGGCCGGGGUGAUUGGAUUGACCAAGGCCAUGGCCCGGGAAUACGGUGGCAGAAACAUAAAUGUGAAUGCAGUUUCCCCGGGCUGGGUCGCGUCUGACAUGACUGCAAAACUAGGCGACGACAUCGAGCGGAAGGCGCUCGAGACAAUACCAUUAGGACGAUUCGGCAAGCCAGAGGAGAUCGCUGGACUGGUGGAGUUCUUGGCUGUUCAUCCGGCUGCAAGCUACAUGACCGGGCAGGCAAGUAGAAAUGGUUUUCAGAUAUGUCCUUCAUAUGGACCAGAUGUAUUACAUAGUUAUUUGUUAGUGUACUUGAAGACUUGACUUGUUUAAUUCUGCAAGUGCAGGUGC
Molecule: messenger RNA, 2271 nt
Organism: Aegilops tauschii subsp. strangulata
Lineage: Eukaryota; Viridiplantae; Streptophyta; Magnoliopsida; Poales; Poaceae
Source: RefSeq, a predicted model, not a curated record